Amblyraja radiata (thorny skate) is the source of this 1964-nucleotide messenger RNA. It is a transcript of the gene dclre1c, whose product is annotated as DNA cross-link repair 1C, PSO2 homolog (S. cerevisiae). Gene Ontology annotation, biological process: double-strand break repair via nonhomologous end joining; interstrand cross-link repair; telomere maintenance. Lineage: Eukaryota; Metazoa; Chordata; Chondrichthyes; Rajiformes; Rajidae. The record is from RefSeq and is a predicted model, not a curated record. The coding region runs from base 53 to 1714 and encodes 553 amino acids. The transcript has 14 exons. Gene Ontology annotation, molecular function: 5'-3' DNA exonuclease activity; damaged DNA binding.
UUGCCGGCGGACACAGCAGGGAGAAGGGGGGACACGGGGGGAAGCGGCGGCGAUGAGCUCGUUCGGGGGCCGCAUGGCCGAGUAUCCCAGCCUGUCCAUCGACAGGUUCGACAGAGACAACCUGGUGGCCAAGGCCUUCUUCCUCUCCCACUGCCACAAAGAUCACAUGAAAGGGUUAAAAGCACCAGCUCUUCAGCGGCGCCUGGAAUGCAGUUUGAAGCUGAGACUUUACUGUUCACCAGUGACAAAGGAAAUUCUACUAACAAGUAGAAAAUACAAAUUCUGGGAGAACUAUAUCACUGCCAUUGAAGUUGAAACUCCAACUCAAAUCUCCUUGGUUGAUGAAGCUGCAGGAAAGAAGGAAGACAUUCUGGUGACUCUACUACCUGCAGGCCAUUGCCCUGGAUCCGUUAUGUUCCUGUUUGAGGGGAUGGGUGGCACGGUGCUGUACACUGGAGAUUUCCGGCUGGCCAGCGGAGAGGCUGCUCGUCUGGAGUGGCUACACUCAGGUGGCAGGGUCAAAGACAUAUCGACUGUGUAUUUAGACACGACAUUCUGUGAUCCACGAUUCUACCAAAUCCCUAGCCGGGAGGAGUGUCUGAACGGGAUCAUGCAGCUAGUCGGCAGCUGGGUCACCCUCAGCCCUUACCACGUGGUCUGGCUCAACUGCAAGGCAGCCUACGGAUACGAGUAUCUCUUCACCAACCUCAGCGAGGAGUUCGGCAUCCAGGUUCAUCUUAACAAGCUAGACAUGUUCAAAAACAUGCCGGAGAUCCUCCACCACGUGACUACGGACCGCAUGACACAGAUCCACGCGUGUAGGCAUCCCAAGGAAGACUACUUUGUCCGUGGGAACAGGCUUCCGUGUGGGAACAUCGCCGCUGACGGCACUCCCCUGCGCAUCAUCAGCAUCAAACCCUCCACCAUGUGGUUUGCGGAAAGGAUAAAGAGGGCCAACGUGAUAGUCAGGACUAGCGAGAGUUGCUACCGUGCCUGUUUCUCCUUCCAUUCGUCCUUCACUGAGAUAAAGGAUUUCCUCUCGUAUAUCCAACCAGUGACUGUCCACGCUAAUGUGCUACCUAUGGGCAAGACCUAUGAAGAGGUGAAGGAGUUAUUGAAGUCGUUCUGCAGGAAGGAUUGUGGGGAUGAAGCCACCUACAAACCACUGGGGAAGCUGAAGAGAUGGAGGCAGAGCUUCUCCAACGAGGGAGUUCCUUCCUCCACAGAUGGUGAUGUCGAUGGACUCUUCGACGACUACCAUGUAAUGCCGGUGAAACGGGCGCUGUGCGUCCCACCUCCCUCGCCCCCCACGGACAGACGUGAGCCAGACGACGAGGUCCCGGUGAACAGCGAACCUCCCGCCUGCUUCACCCCCGAGUUCCACGAUUGCGAAGAGUCGAACGAGGAGGAUGAAGAGGAAGAGAUUGACGGAGCCGACGCUGAAGAGAGGAGCGCGCCGAGGGCCAGCGGGGGCGCAGGGCAGCGGGUCGGAGGCACGGCGGGCGAGGAGACGCUGGCACUCGCACCCAGCUGGCACUCGUUCUUCCAGCGGGAACGGGAGGAAGAUUGGGAGCGGGAGAUGGCUCCUCACUCGCCCAAACUCUUCAGCGACUCCGAAGAUGGCGACUCCACCCACGAUCCGUCCCAAAGUUCGUCGCAGUCAACGCACAUAUCGGAGCGGGCCAGUCAGGGCAGCGGGCUGGAGACGGAGUGAGUCGACCCUCCCGCAGGUAGGGAGAGGCGGUGUGCGACCACGAGAGAUGGCAGGGGCCGAGCGGGGGAGCGACCUGUGUGGACUUUUUCCCAUCGCUGACCCGCGAUCUGUUCAGCCUCAAGCCGCGGUCUGCGGAGCUUCUAGCCGCAGGCACGGCGUGGACUUACCAUCCGGAGCCGGAUCCCUAGAGAAGAGCUCAGACCGUCGGCCUGCGGCCUACAUCAUCGUGAAGCCGCGGUCUCCGGUAGGG